ACGGCAGAUUGUGACCGAAGAUGUAAGUAGAGACGAUUAAUCGAAAGGAAUCGCAAUUUGGAGAACGUUAGCCGAGCCGAAUCCGAUGGCACGCCAACUCCCCGUUGCUCCUCACGCGCUCUCCCACAUCCGGCGAGCGUUUCUUCUCUAUUAUUCUUCCCUACCUCCUAUACUUGCGCCUCAUGCGUCCGGCGCGUUCGUCAUCGCCGCACCGACUCCCUCAUCAUAAAUCUCCCAAUAUUCACAACCCAAUCUAAAAUUAAAAACUGAUCCCACCUGAAAACCUAAUCUUCCCCGGAUCCAUGGGCGAUCUAACGGACUCUUUGACGCCGUCGUCUAGCGCCCUCAACAUCGUCACCACUGCUUCCUCGCACAACCCUCGUCCCAUGCCAGUCCGCGAGGACUGCUGGAGCGAGGAGGCAACGUCUACUCUCGUCGACGUCUGGGGCCGCCGUUACAUGGAGCUAAAUCGAGGCAACCUUCGCCAGAAGGACUGGCAAGAUGUUGCUGAUGCUGUCAAUGCUCUCCAUGGCCACACCAAGAAGACUCACCGUACCGAUGUCCAGUGCAAGAACCGGCUUGAUACCGUCAAGAAAAAGUACAAGAUCGAGAAGGCUAGGGUUUCUGCUUCUAAUGGAACCGUUACCUCAUCUUGGCCGUUUUAUGAGCGCAUGGAUGUGGUGAUCGGAUCUAGCGUUAGCGUCAAGAAACAACCCUCUCCGUCACUCUCGCCAUCACCACCGGUUGCUCUGCCGCUCACGUAUCGGAAGAGUCCUGCCUCAGCUCCUCCGACGGCAGUGGCGCUGCCUCAAAAGAGGCCGGCGGAUGAUGGAUAUUUUAGGAGAAAUUACUCAGCCAUGGCUGCCGCUGCUGCUGCAGAGAGCGAUGAGAGUGAGGAGGAGGAAGAGAGGGAGAGGGAGGAGGAGACCGAGGAGGAAGGGGAAGGAAUGAGGAAGCUGGCGAGGGCAAUAGAGAGGUUUGGGGAGAUGUAUGAAAGGGUGGAGGGUGAAAAGCUAAGGCAGAUGGUGGAGUUGGAGAAGCAGAGGAUGCAGUUUGCGAAAGAUUUGGAGGUUCAGAGGAUGAGGAUGUUUAUGGACACCCAGGUUCAAUUGGGGAAGAUCAAGCGUAGCAAGCUUUCCGGCUCAGAUGACAUAUAUAGCUAGCCAUCUUGGAGAGAGCUGAUGGUUAUUCUUCAUUGGAAACAUUCCUAGGUCUUAAAUUUGUAUUUAUACCUAGUCCCUGCAAAGCAUGUAAAGUUCCCGGCUAUAUUGGCAUCAGAAGAGACAAUCAGUAGUGGCAGAUAUCCAGAGUACCUUUCGUUCUUUUGAUGAACUUAUAGCUAUCUUAAAUCAGCAAACGCACUCAACCAAUACAGUGUAUGACUUAAUGAUUCUGAGUUUAACUGUAAUGCAGUUUUAGGGGGGGAAUAGUUCUUCCUUUUGUAAUAUCUCUUGCAUUGCACAGGACUAUGUCUGUGUAGAAUUACGUACUUAAUGCUUAAUAUCAUUAUCAAGUGUCUCUCUUUACUCUUCUA
Tripterygium wilfordii is the source of this 1534-nucleotide messenger RNA. Its product is annotated as trihelix transcription factor ASIL2-like. The transcript has 2 exons. The record is from RefSeq and is a predicted model, not a curated record. Gene Ontology annotation, molecular function: transcription cis-regulatory region binding. Lineage: Eukaryota; Viridiplantae; Streptophyta; Magnoliopsida; Celastrales; Celastraceae. Gene Ontology annotation, cellular component: nucleus. The coding region runs from base 303 to 1163 and encodes 286 amino acids.